Arvicanthis niloticus (Nile rat) is the source of this 1707-nucleotide messenger RNA. The record is from RefSeq and is a predicted model, not a curated record. Lineage: Eukaryota; Metazoa; Chordata; Mammalia; Rodentia; Muridae.
GUGCACGAGUGGCCCCUUGGUGCGGUGAGUCUGGCCCUGUGUACUUUGGAGUCGUCUCUAGCUGCAAGCUCUAACUUCUUCUGACCGACCCAGGACUCUGGCUUCGAGGCCGUUACCUGGAGAGGCCAGUCUUGGGGGUCUCGGAUUUGGUCCUGCUUUUGUCGUUGUAUUCCAGGCAGUCUGGCCCGAACUCAGGAGGAACAUUAGUGUGUGGCAGGGAGAAUUCUGUAACCGAGAGACAGACGACUCCGUUGCUGGAGAGAGACAGUGGCGGGGAGGACGGCAGAGUUCACGGACGCGUGGUGGGAGCAUCGGUAGGGCUGGAGAAGAGGCUUAGGUGGGCCUGACACUUCGGAGUUUGCUUUCUUCCGUCUCCUGUCUUACUGCCAUUGCAGGGAAGAUGGAAGAGCUGAGCCAAGCCCUAGCCAGCAGCUUUUGUGUGUCUCAAGAGCUGAACAGCACAGCUGCCCCCCACCCUCGCCUGUCCCAGUACAAGUCCAAGUACAGCUCCCUGGAGCAGAGCGAGCGGCGGCGCAGGCUGCUGGAGCUCCAGAAAUCCAAGCGGUUAGAUUAUGUGAACCAUGCCAGAAGACUGGCCGAAGAUGACUGGUCAGGGAUGGAGAGUGGGGAAGAGGAGAGCAAGAAAGAUGAAGAGGACAUGGACAUAGACCCUGGCAAGAAGCUACCAAAACGCUACGCUAAUCAAUUGAUGCUUUCUGAGUGGUUAAUUGAUGUUCCUUCAGAUUUGGGACAAGAAUGGAUUGUGGUUGUGUGUCCUGUUGGGAAAAGAGCCCUUAUCGUGGCCUCCAGGGGUUCAACCAGUGCCUACACUAAGAGUGGCUACUGUGUCAACAGGUUUUCUUCCCUUCUGCCAGGAGGCAACAGGAGAAACUCAACAACGGCCAAAGACUACACCAUUCUGGAUUGCAUUUACAGUGAGGUGAACCAGACGUACUAUGUUUUGGAUGUGAUGUGCUGGCGAGGACAUCCUUUUUAUGACUGUCAGACUGAUUUCCGAUUCUACUGGAUGCAUUCAAAGUUACCGGAAGAAGAAGGACUUGGAGAGAAAACCAAGAUUAAUCCUUUUAAGUUUGUAGGGCUAAAGAAUUUCCCGUGUACCCCUGAGAGCCUGUGUAAGGUACUGUCCAUGGAUUUUCCUUUUGAGGUAGAUGGACUGCUCUUCUACCACAAACAGACCCACUAUAGCCCUGGAAGUACUCCUUUGGUGGGCUGGCUGCGCCCCUACAUGGUGUCAGAUAUUCUGGGUGUAGCUGUUCCAGCUGGUCCACUGACCACCAAGCCAGAAUAUGCUGGGCACCAACUCCAACAGAUUAUUGAGCACAAGAGGAGCCAGGAGGACACAAAGGAGAAACUCAGACACAAGGCUUCUGAGAACGGCCACUAUGAGCUGGAGUACCUGUCUACUCCCAACAGCUCCGAGAGCCUCAUGGACAACUAAACUGGACAACCCACGAAAGACUGGAGCAGAGGACAGUGAUAGCCAUAGGUGACCUUAUCUCACUGCAUACUUUCCAAACCCACGCUGCCAAAACCAGGUUGCCCUCUGUCUAGAAUGUUGGCUCAGACUGUUGGGAGUAGGCCUCUUUUGGAUGGAGUUGGAAUCCAGGUAGAUAUGAAUAUCUCUUGCUGUGUUAAGUAUAUUCUAGGUCCACAGUGUAAAUAUAUAUAUGUGAUUCUUAAGAAAAA